Messenger RNA from Clarias gariepinus (North African catfish), 1516 nucleotides. Its product is annotated as tumor necrosis factor receptor superfamily member 5-like. Bases 144 to 1037 code for a protein of 297 amino acids. The record is from RefSeq and is a predicted model, not a curated record. NCBI's taxonomy places the organism in Eukaryota, Metazoa, Chordata, Actinopteri, Siluriformes, Clariidae. The transcript is spliced from 8 exons. Gene Ontology annotation, molecular function: CD154 receptor binding; antigen binding. Gene Ontology annotation, cellular component: CD40 receptor complex; external side of plasma membrane. Gene Ontology annotation, biological process: positive regulation of transcription by RNA polymerase II; positive regulation of blood vessel endothelial cell migration; positive regulation of isotype switching to IgG isotypes.
GUGACAGAGACACCCUCACGCUUGUGAAGUGAAGAGUUCCAGGGCCGAGAGAAACAACUUCAAACACCAAACGCGAUACUUUGGUAUUGUUUAUUUUUAUUCAAAAACUUUUUUGUUUUUUUCAAAAGUGAAAACUUUUAGCAAUGACCUGUACCGAAGACAAGUUUGAACACGACAAUACCUGCUGCGAUAAAUGUCCAGAAGGGACACAUGUUUCAAAGUACUGUACACCAAGUUCACCAACAGAGUGUACACAGUGUAAUAAUGGCUACUACACCGAGAAUAAGAAUUAUGUGAAUUCAUGUUUAAAGUGCAGUACCUCAUGUAACUCUGACGGUCAAGUGGUAAAGAAGGACUGUACAUUAACAAGUGACCGAACAUGUGGGUGUAAAGAUGACCACUACUGUACCAUUAAAAGUGUAAAAUUUGAAGAUCACUGUGGGAAAUGUGAGGCAUUCAACCGCUGCGAACCAGGAUAUGGAGUUUCUGUUCCACCCAACGAAACACAGAACACAGAGUGUGAGCCCUGUCCAGCAGGAACCUUCAACAACAAGACGGAUUAUCACACACCAUGUUACAAUCACACAAGAUGUGCCGAUUUGGGUCGUGUGGAGUUAACAGCUGGAACAGAAACAGCAGAUGCUACAUGUGGAGGUUUUUCUCCUGUUUGUUCUUGGGUGGUUCCUGCUAGUUUGUGGGCGGGGCUAACCCUGACCAUCAUCGUCGUUAUUAUUGGAGUUAUGUGUGUGAAGUGUAAGCGCAGAAGAAAAGCAGUGAUUACAGUGGCAAGUUCAGAGCAAUUCAUCUCACCAGUUCUUCCUCCAGACGUCAUCAAACAUCCGAGAAGCCCACAGAUAGAGACGAUCACUUACAACAGUAAGCCGUGUGCUGAGGAACACGAGUGCUCUCUCGAGUGUGACGGCAUCUCUGUGACCGCGGAUUCGGAGAAGCGUGGCGCGUUCUCCAUCCCGGACACGUGCAUGAUGUUCAUGAGCGAUCCCUACAAGUCUGAGCCGCAGGAGGACGACUGGCCCUGAACGCGACACGCCCUCGGGUUCUCCAGCUCCUCUCUCUUUUACUAUUCAGACUCUCACUGUUCAGUUUAAGGAUUGUGUGUGUGUGUGUGUGUGUGUGUGUGUGUGUGUGUGUAUUACCCACAAUGGAGGAGUUGUUACCUGGAACACACAGCUGGAGUUCUGACGCGUUUGAGAUCUCCGUGUUCUCAUGAUGAACGUUUAGAUCACAUCCCAUUUUACUCAGAACGAGAGCUCGCGGUUUUAGUUACAGCGUGUAAAUCAAGCUACUGAUUUUAGGGUUUAUUUAUUUAUUUUUUGAUGAUGCUUGUAUUAAUUUUGUGGUUGUAUGAGUAUGAGUUGUAUGACUUCUUUUCAUUAUGAAUCUUUCGGGCAUUGUGUUCGUUUCUGAAGCUGAUUUUAUAACAGUAACGACUGAUUUUUAUUCAUUCGCUACAAUUAUUUACUGUUAAAAAUGUCACAAUUAAUUAAAAUAAAUCUGA